Molecule: messenger RNA, 1424 nt
Organism: Sebastes umbrosus (honeycomb rockfish)
Lineage: Eukaryota; Metazoa; Chordata; Actinopteri; Perciformes; Sebastidae
Product: G2/M phase-specific E3 ubiquitin-protein ligase-like
Exons: 9
Coding region: 198-1412 (404 amino acids)
Molecular function (GO): ubiquitin-protein transferase activity
Source: RefSeq, a predicted model, not a curated record
CUUUAAAAAUGCCGCCGCCUUAGGCUAUGAUAGACUCUUUCUGCGUUUACAAUACCUGUACUGACAAGUUAAACCAGCUUAGACUACUGCCUGUUGAAAUUGCCACCCAGACCCAAUGACAGCACUGACAGAAGACACAGGAGAAGGAGGGGACACUGUCACAGAUCUUCACAGAUUGUUGGAAUGGACUGUCUAUCAUGAUCGGGUCAGUAUCUACAGAAAUGGAGGAGGAAAUUACCACAAGUACCACAGGCGAAUGGAGAACAGUGUCAGAUCCAAAACAAGCUGGUUGGCUAUUUUCACAAGAGCUUCUCCACAGCAGCAGAGGUUCAAAGAGCCUAUUUCUGAGUGUGGACAUCAGACAAGACAAGGAGGAGCAAGACCAAACUUUAGUUACGUUUUACAAGAGAGACAACGUUCAGUGGACGUCGCCACUUCGAUGCAAGCUUCAAGGUGACGUUGCAACAGGAAGUGGGGUCGACCGUCACAUGAUGUCAUCAGUGAUUUUCAAGCUCAUGAGUGGAUUCCAUAUAAACUUUGGAGGUGCAGCCAUCACCAAAAUCUUCGAAGGUGAGCCUGAUCACCUCGUCCCCUCAGUUUCAGAUGAACUUCUUUGCAAUAACAUGUUCACAGUCGCGGGCCGGAUGAUCGGCCAUUCCUUCUUGCAUCACGGCCCGAGUUUCCCGGGACUUAGCCCGGCCAUUAUUCACAUUCUCCUCGGAGGUUCGCUGGAGACAAUUCCUGUGACAAUACGAGACUGCCCCGACCUCGACAUCCGAGACGCUGUGAAAAUGCUUGAAGGAGAUGCCGAAUUAAAAGAAUGUGACGCCAUCCAUCAGCUCUCCCUGUCGUGGGAGCUGCCAGCACCAAAUGCCACCAACAGGAAAUGGCUGUCCGAGAAGCUGCUCUUGCAUGCUGUUAUCGAGCGAACGAGGCAUCAAAUCAAUCAGUUCCGAAAAGGCUUACAAGAGACGGGACUGUGGCCACUUCUCAUUCACAGAACAGAUGUAAUCCGACUCCUGUUUCCCAGGGAAUCAGAAGCACAAGUCACACCUCAGAUAAUCUUGGAUUGCAUCAUAUGGCCAUCGUCUAUAACCGUCAUCUUUGAGAGCUACAAAGUCCAAGACGCUGGCGAGUCCGAUGUCAUGGAUGUAUGUCGAGUAUCUGGCUACUUGAAAACAUUUAUUGGAGACGUGUCUCCAGCUGAGCUAAAGAGCCUCGUAAAGUUCUGGAUAGGAUGGGAGGUGCCGGCCAAAGUGAUGAAGGUGGAAAUAGUUGAGGCCACACUUCCGACAGCUUUAACGUGUUUUGAGAGGCUGAGGCUGCCGAGGCAUUACACUGCGUACAAAACUUUUCAUCAGGAUUUGUGUGCGUGCAUGUCGACAUGUGACAGCGGUUUUGGCAGUGAGUGAAUAGUGUUCACU